AAUUUUAAAAAAUUCUAGAUAAGCCGUAGAUAACUAAUUAUCAAACCGAUUGAGUAAUUUAAGAUAUUAAGUAAUUGGAACAUUUGGGUUUAAAUUAUCAGUUAGUGAAAAACGUUUAAACGAUAUACAAUACAAUAACAGGAAAACUCCAAUGUCAAAAAACUAAUUAAAAAGUAAAGUUUUGUUAAGAAACGGAAGUAAAAUGACGUUAAAAGUAGAAAAGGAAUUUAAGCCGAGUGAAACGAAACGUAUAGUAAAGAAUGUGGUCAUCAUCAGUUUGGCGUUUAUGGUGCACUUCACGGCGUAUAGUGGUGCUGCCAAUCUCCAAAGCUCCAUAAACGCUGAAGAGGGACUAGGAAUGAGCUCGCUGGCGGCUGUCUACGCGGGACUCAUUUUGUCCAAUAUAUUCCUGCCAACGGCCGUAAUAAAGUGGAUAGGCACAAAAUGGGCGAUAUCUCUCUCGUUUGUGACCUAUAUGCCGUUUAUAGCUGCACAAUUAUGGCCUUCAUUCUACACUAUGAUACCGGCAGGGCUAUGUGUUGGUCUUGGAGGCGGACCCCUUUGGUGUGCGAAGUGUACUUAUUUAUCUGUGGUAUCUGAGGUUCAUAGCAAGAUAUCAAAUAUAACAGCGGAAGCAUUGUUGACGCGAUUCCUUGGUCUCUUCUUCAUGAUAUUCCAGUUUAAUCAAGUUUGGGGAAAUCUUAUCUCGUCGCUUGUCUUAUCUUCGGGCGAUAAUCACGCUGCUGUGACCGCGAUCAACGCGACCAUGAUCCCAGAAAUCUGUGGAGCGAACUUCUUGCCCAGUGCUGAUGCUGCAGAGGCCUUACAGCGGCAGCCUUAUGAGAAAAUCCAGCUCUUAUCUGGCAUAUAUCUAGCGUGUAUGGCGGCUGCAGCUCUAAUUGUUGCAAUUGGGGUAGACUCUAUGAAGAGAUACGAUACUGGUCGUGCUAUCAAAGUAAUGGGAGGUGUUGAAAUGCUCAUGGCGACCCUCAAGCUAUUAGUGGAGCCCAAGCAGAUUAUGCUGAUAACCAUCAUGGUCUUCACCGGAUUACAGCAGGCUUUCUUCGGAGCUGAUUUUACAGCGUCAUUCGUGUCGUGUGCUGUCGGUACGGGAACAGUUGGAUAUGUGAUGCUGACUUUUGGUGUUGCUGAUGCUAUAGGAUGCUUUGUUACUGGAUAUAUUGCUAAGAUAACUGGGCGGAUACCUCUGAUUUGCGCAGCUACUGUGCUUCAUAUGGCCCUUGUGGCCACAAUACUGCUGUGGAAGCCUCAAGCGAACAUGAGCUACGUGAUGUACAUCAUCGCUGUGCUGUGGGGACUCUGUGAUUCCGUCUGGCUGGUACAGAUUAAUGCAUUAUUUGGAAUCCUUUUCCCGGGAAGAGAAGAAGCUGCCUUUUCAAACUUCCGCCUCUGGGAAUCUGUCGGCUAUAUCAUAGCCUACGUGAUUUCGCCCCAUCUCCGUACAAGUUCCAAAGCCUAUCUCCUUGGUACUACAAUGCUUGUCGGCGUUUUUCUGUACUUCAUAGUGGAAUUCCAAGUGAAGAAGGAAAAAGAAGAUAAGGAAACCAAAGAGCCUGUUAAUGGUUUAGAUAAUAAGGCGUUCACUAUUGCUGAAUAAAAAAGGUCUGCCAUGAAAAAGAUUUUAAAUAAUUGCAGGUCAACAGGUUCACCGUUGAUUUUCCUGUAAAUAUUUAUUAACUUUAUAAGUGAGUACAAUCGCUUGUUUUUAAGUAACAUAAAAUCCAUUAUCUAUUUUCACUAUAUUAAUUCUUUGCGCAAUUUUACUUUAUUCUAUGGUUGAUCAUUCCAUUGUAUAUAAAACUUUUUUAUAGUCUGUCUGUAACCGUCCAGAGUAAUAAAAAUUAAACAAAGUUUUUCAUUCAUUUAAUAAAUUAACCCUUUUUUUUAAUUUUCUAAAUUUUACGUGAUAAACGCACACAAGAUGUAUAUAAAUCUUUUGUGCGUGUGUUUGUUUGUGUUCAAGUAGAUUAUAAUGUUUUAGAUUUACAUUUUUUUUAGAGCGUACAGGAGCCUGUCGGGUCGGGCUAGUAUGUAAGUCAAAAUUAACAAAAUGUAUUUAAUAUUUUUUUAAAUUUUGACUUUUUUUCGUUCCAUUAAAAUCUAGUUUUAGGAGUUAUUAUCUAUUACUAAUUAUAUUACCAUACUGUUAACUAUUUAAGUGCGAUUUAGGUUUAUUAUGAAUAAAUAUAUUGUUAAUAAGUUAUUUUUAAACGUGUUAAGUUAAUUUUAUAUAAGUUGAAUUGUAUGUGUAACAUAGCAGGUCGUACAAUGUGAUAUGUUAAUAUUAUCAAAAUCCGAUAAAUUUAAAUUCUAACGGGAAAUAAUAGUGAUAUGAUUUUAUUUAUAUACAUACAUACAUACAUUUAUUUGUAACAUAAGAUAAUAUAGUGAUAUAUUCAUAUUCACUUUGAUGGAUUGUGUUGAAUUUUUUUAAAAUUGUUUAUAAGAUAUUUUUAUUUGAUUAAAGCCUAUUUACAUUUUAUACGUUAAUAGAUUUACUUCAUUAUAAAACUGAAUCCAAUUGAACUAUUUCAUCUCUUUCUGUUAAAUUAUCUGUACUUUGUAUCGAAAAGAAACAGUUAUAGGUCUACAUCUAGGACAUUUUAUGAGCAUAUUAAAGUCAAUUAUUGUUUAGUCUGUGUGGUGUUCAGAAAUAAUACUUUAAUUAAUUAGUUAAUGAAGUUAUGCAUACUGCAAUACAAAUAGAACAUUGUAAUAAAAUGGUUAUAGUACUUUUGGAAGUUAUAAAUUAAAGAUCAUUCAUUUAUUUAUAUUAUUAAAC
This is a messenger RNA of Pieris rapae (cabbage white), 2803 nucleotides long. Its product is annotated as UNC93-like protein. The record is from RefSeq and is a predicted model, not a curated record. The coding region runs from base 203 to 1618 and encodes 471 amino acids. Gene Ontology annotation, biological process: regulation of potassium ion transport; regulation of muscle contraction. Gene Ontology annotation, molecular function: potassium channel regulator activity. NCBI's taxonomy places the organism in Eukaryota, Metazoa, Arthropoda, Insecta, Lepidoptera, Pieridae. The transcript has 11 exons. Gene Ontology annotation, cellular component: plasma membrane; striated muscle dense body.